AUGCCGUCGUAUGAAGCGAAGCUGCUCACCGAUUUCCUCAUUGCGCCCGCGUCUUUGCGCGACUUCAUGACGCUGCGCCAGUUCACCGACAUCUUUCCUAAAGGCCACCGAUCGAAUCCCGCCAUUAAGGAGCUAUAUCGAGAGCUAUAUACACUGCGAGAGAGGGACAUCGAGGCUGUCCGCCAGGAUAUCGCAGACGAAGUCAAGAGAUCGAAGCGGCUGAAGCGCGAGUAUGCCAGAGAGAGGCGCCAGAUGGACGACGCGAAUGUAGCCGGCCUCAACCCAAUUGCACUACAGAUGGAGGAAGAGCUCUCUAGCGACCGCCGCAAGAAACCGCACACGAUACAAACUGUCCACCCGAGUAUUGAAGAGGCAUGCGAGAGCCUCAAGGCACAAAUUACAGAGAUGGAGGAGCAGAGCCACAACACUCUCGCAGAAAUCCAGGAGGUCAUCGGCGCGCUGAGUGAUCUACGGCACGGCUGGUUCGCCCAGACAGCCAGCGGUGAAGAUAUCGGAGAAGAGGUGCUUGCUACCUUGAAGAGGUUGGAGGCCGUGUGCUUGGAUCCAGCCAGCUGA
Trematosphaeria pertusa is the source of this 576-nucleotide messenger RNA. RefSeq lists its product as uncharacterized. Gene Ontology annotation, cellular component: kinetochore; Mis6-Sim4 complex. Lineage: Eukaryota; Fungi; Ascomycota; Dothideomycetes; Pleosporales; Trematosphaeriaceae. The coding region runs from base 1 to 576 and encodes 191 amino acids. The record is from RefSeq and is a predicted model, not a curated record. The transcript is spliced from 2 exons. Gene Ontology annotation, biological process: chromosome segregation.